AUGGUCGCCGACGACAAGAACUCGAAGCCGCCUCCGAACAAAGAUGCACACUCGCGCAAGGAAAUCAGCUCAAAAUAUGUUGUGCGAUUUGAUGAAGUGGCCAAUGCGGAGAAGAAAGUGAAUGCAGGGAACGAGUUAGAGAAAUCGCGCAAGGGAGCUCAAUUGGUCAUUCCGGAGAUGGCUGACAAGAAGCCAACGAAAUCUUCAAGCAAGGCGCGAAAGUUGUCAAAUGUCAAGUCAAAAGUGACCUCAUCGACUGACUCGACGAGGACGAAAGAUCUUGAGAAAGGUGCUCUGGCUGGAGGAAACGGAAUUUUCGACACGGUGAAGAGGAUGUGCACAAAGAAAAUCCUCAUUGCUGCGAUAGUGCUUCUGUUUGUUGUGGGCUUCAUCGUCGGAAUCGUCUUGAUUGCGAAACUUACGUGCACAGCAGAUACCGUCUGGGCGAGCGAGCACCCAACGACACCGAAUUACACCAAUGAGACCGAGAAACCCGAUUCUCCUUCGGCACACGGCGUGAACAAUGGAUUGGGCUAUCGUCUACCGAAGAAUGUGCUGCCGCAGUACUACGACUUGCAACUGAAGGUCUACGUUCCUGGCUUUGGAAGCAAUUUCCCGGCAGCCUGGAAUUGGUUGGUGAAAGGCAAUGUGAGAAUAAAUAUAAAUGUCAAAGAGAAGGUCGACUUCAUUCAACUGAACUACAUCUACCAGGAUAUUGCGAUCAAAGAAGCCUACUUGUAUCUUGUAUUAACAGGAUUGAACCCUCGGCAAUCCCAGGAAGAUAAUUCGUGGAUGUGGGGGCGUAUGCACGUCAGCUACAAUAAAACACUCGAAAGGGGCAUCUUCAGGCUUCUCGAUCGCGCGAUUCCCCCGGGCAAGUAUGCAAUGCUGAUUCGCUACCUAUUAAUCGUGCCCGAGUCUCUGUCUGGCCUUUACCAAUCUACCUAUUUGACGGAUGAUGGAGAGAAACGUUCGAUUGCCACCACUCAUAUGGAGCCAACUGACGCUCGUCGCAUGGUGCCCUGUUUUGAUGAACCCGAAUUUAAGGCUCCAUGGUUGCUUACUGUCCACCAUCCAGUAGGGACGAUUGCUACGAGUAAUGGCGCACUUGUUCAGAAACCCAUUGAAGAAAUGGAUGAAUAUAAAACCCCGUGGUUGCUCUCCAAAUUCAAGGAAACCCCGAAAAUGUCCUCAUAUCUGCUCGCUUUAGUCAUUCACGAUUUUGAUCAAGUUAAUGCCACCACGAAGAAUGGCGUCCAAUUCACUAUUUGGGCUCGUAAAGACAAGAAAGCUCUAUUGAGUUAUGCUCUUAAAUUUGGCAUCAAGUGCAUCGAAUACUACGAAGACUUGUUUGGUAUUCCUUUCCCGUUGAAAAAGAUUGACAUGAUGGCCAUUCCUGAUUUUUCUGCCGGUGCAAUGGAGAACUGGGGUCUGAUCACUUAUCGAGAAAGGGUUCUGCUACUCGACGAAGAAAACGGCUCCUAUGAUUUGCGACGACGAGUUUCUGAGGUGAUAGCUCAUGAGUUGGCACAUCAGUGGUUUGGCAAUUUGGUGACGAUGUCGUGGUGGGAUGAUUUGUGGCUCAAUGAGGGCUUUGCCGAUUACAUUGCGUUUGUUGCCGUUGAAGCGCUUGAGUCAAAUCUUCACGCGAUUGAGUACUUUGUUCGAGAUGAACAAGGCGAAGCUCUAAAUUUGGAUGUGAUGGCUUCCGUUGAGCCGAUUCAUUUCAAGGCAGAAACCUCCGAGGAUGCACGAGACGGCUUCAGUUCAAUCACUUACAGCAAGGGUGGCUCGAUUCUUCAUAUGUUGCGGAAUAUGAUCGGACACGAUAAUUUCAUCCAAGGACUCAGGAAUUACCUCAAGGAUUAUGCCUACAAAAAUGCGGAGACGAAGAAUUUGUGGGAAUAUUUGGAGAAAGCGUCAAAAAAGAAUGCCGACCUUCAAAAAGCAUUGGCUGGACGCUCGUUGGUUGAAGUGGCUGACGGAUGGACUGACAAGAUGGGCUACCCGAUGAUUGAUGUGAAACAGGGAAAGAACCCCAAUGAGUAUGUGUUGACGCAACAACGUUAUUAUCUCGGAAACCCGGCAAAAAUGAACAAGAAGUAUGAGGACUCGCUUGAUUUCCAAUGGACUGUUCCGCUUUUCAUCAAGACAAAGAAUGGAAGUGAAUUGCAACAAAAACUGUACAUACUUCAUGCAGGCAGUCCUUCGUCACCCAAACCCCUCACGAUUUACUCGGAAUCGCUGCCAAUCGUCAACCACGGAGCUCAAUCGUUUGUGCGCGUCAACUACAGAGAAAAUUGGAAAGACAUCCGAAAUCAUUUCUCGAUCACGGUGGACGAGCCGAGUGGCCAGAUUCGACACUAUGAUGACGUGUUUUAUGCAGCAAAAGCCGGUCUCGUACACUACAGCGAAGCUUUGAGCUUUGUGAAAAACUUUCGGGAUUAUUCUUCACCGAUUGCCAAGACAGUACUUAUCGACAAUUUGUUCGAUGUAUGGGCAAGAGUCAACAAGACGAAGAGAGCGUCAGCGACGAAAGUGCUUCGACACCACCUGGGACAGAAAUACUUGAACAAACUCAAUUUCCAAAAAGUGCUCAUGAAACUUGCGGACGAAGAUAAAACUUUGGACCAGCAAACAGUAAAUUCACAAACUGAAAUCAAAUUCCUACGAGCCGAAUGUCGCCUUUGGCCAGAAAAAUGUCAACCUAAACUCCAGGAUGCUUUCAAUGUGAUGACCUUGAACGAAUGCCAAAUGAAAAACUCAACGGAAAAACCAAAAACCAGUAAAUGCUCAAAAAUACCACAAGUUUUUCGUAAAUGGAUUUACUGUGAAGCGGUUCGCAGCGAGGGAAAUAACAGAACCAUUUUCGAUACUGUGAAGAAGUUCUAUAAAAACGAGAACGAUCAAAUCGAAAGCAACGAUCUUCUCAUGGCGCUCACUUGCACGAAGAACUGGGAUCUCAUCGAAGAACUUUUGAUCGAUAUCAUCAAGAAAGUGAAAGACGUUAAGCAACAGGAUGUCACCUUCAUUACACGUCCCUUGUCUGGUAGUGAUGAUCACGCGGAAAAGUUGCUUGACUUUUUGGAGAAACACUACAAAGACGCGGAGAAAAAUUUGGAAAACAAGGAGCUUGGCGAGUUGAUCAAAGCCGGCAUCUCACAAAUCUCCACAGAGAAAGAUUACGCAAGGGCUCAAGCGAUUCGCGAGUCGGCCACAAGGUUGCAAAAGAGUGCCAUUUGGGAUAAAGCCUUUGAGAGUUACGAGAUUCGCGAGAAGUGGACCAAAGAGCACGAGAAAGAAGUGGUUUUAUGGUUCGAUCGCCACGCCAAGCAACUCGAUAAUCUGAUGCCCAAAUGGACAACGACGACGAGCCGAUCAGACUGGACCUUUCCA
Messenger RNA from Mesorhabditis belari, 3396 nucleotides. NCBI's taxonomy places the organism in Eukaryota, Metazoa, Nematoda, Chromadorea, Rhabditida, Rhabditidae. The record is from the annotation of a GenBank genome assembly.